Molecule: messenger RNA, 5283 nt
Organism: Vicia villosa (hairy vetch)
Lineage: Eukaryota; Viridiplantae; Streptophyta; Magnoliopsida; Fabales; Fabaceae
Product: pentatricopeptide repeat-containing protein At1g71490
Exons: 3
Coding region: 221-2443 (740 amino acids)
Biological process (GO): RNA modification
Molecular function (GO): protein binding; RNA binding
Source: RefSeq, a predicted model, not a curated record
CCAAACAAGAAAACCUCAUUAAUUACCGCUCAAUUCCAUUCCAUCAUAUACCACCAAUCCAAAGAUACCCAAAAACUAAUAAUAUCCAAAUAAUUUCAUUUCAUAAUCACUUUCACUUCUAUCACGCCGUCACUGUACAAAACCGAACCCCGCCGCUCCGCCGCGUGCCCGCCGCAGCGUCCGGGCACUCCCCUCUACACCACCCACCGAUGCUCCUUUGAUGCGUAGUUCUUCUGGACCUAAAAACCUGUUCUUGUCUAAACUUCAGAACUGUAUUCCAAACUCAUGGAAACAACAACAACCUACAAAGCCCUUUCACAAACCACUCGUUUCUUUUGAUUCAUCAUCUUCCUCUAUGGUUCCUGUUCUCAUUGCAUCCCUCAAGGAUUUCGUCACUCAUGGCCAUUUAUCAAAUGCAUUCAAAACCUUCAUUCACAUACAACACCAUGCAUCAUCAUCAUCAUCAUCAUCAUCAUCAUCAUCUUCUAAUGCUUCUUUUGACCUAAUUUUUCAACCAAUUAAACAUCUUCUAUUGGCUUGCACCAAUCUCAAGUCUCUUCCACAGGGUAAACAGCUUCAUUCUCAUACUAUUUCAAUGGGUAUCGAUCAAAAUUGCAUUUUGGUUUCUAAGCUUAUUAGUUUCUAUGCUAGUGUUAAUUUACUGGACGAUGCUCGAAUUGUUACUGAGAGUUCAAAUAGUUUGGGUCCUUUGCAUUGGAACAUGGUUAUCUCUUUGUAUGUUAAAAAUAGUUUCUUUGAGGAGGCAAUUUCUGUAUAUAAGAAAAUGUUGAGUAAGAAUGUUGAACCAGAUGAUUUUACUUAUCCAUCUGUCCUAAAGGCUUGUGGGGAGUUAUUAGAUUGUGAUACCGGGGUGGAGGUUCAUAAGUCUAUUCGAGAUAGUUCUAUUAAGUGGAGUUUGUUUGUGCAUAAUGCGUUGGUGUUUAUGUAUGGUAGGUUUGGGAAGCUAGAUGUUGCUCGUCACUUGUUUGAUAAUAUGCCUGUUAGAGAUGAUGUUUCUUGGAAUACUAUAAUAAGUUGUUAUGCUUCUAGGGGUAUGUGGGAGGAAGCGUUUCGGUUAUUUGGACGUAUGCAAGAGGAGGGUAUUGAAAUGAAUGUUAUUAUAUGGAAUACCAUUGCAGGGGGGUGUUUGCAUACGGGAAAUUUUAAAGGGGCGCUUAAGUUGUUUUCUCAAAUGAGAAUGGUGAUUCAUUUGGACUCUGUUGCUAUGGUUGUUGGAUUAAAUGCAUGUUCUCAUAUUGGGGCCCUUAAAUUGGGAAAGGAGAUUCAUGGUCAUGCUAUAAGAACUUACUUUGAUGUAUUUGACAAUGUAAAAAAUUCAUUAAUUACAAUGUAUUCAAGGUGUGGGAAUCUCAAUCAUGCAUAUAUGUUGUUUCGAAAAAUGGAGGAGAAAAGUUUGAUCACAUGGAAUGCCAUGCUUUCUGGAUAUGCUCACAUGGAUCGAGCUGAGGAAGUCUCCUUCAUUUUCAGAGAAAUGCUACGUGAAGGCGUUGAGCCUAAUUUUGUGACCAUUGCAAGCGUCCUUCCCCUUUGUGCUCGAAUAGCAAAUCUACAACAUGGUAAAGAGUUUCAUUGCUAUAUGGUGAAGCGUGAAGAGCAGUUUAAUGGCUAUUUAUUAUUGUGGAACUCACUGGUGGAGAUGUAUUCAAAGUCCGGCAAAGUUUUAGAAGCCAGGAAGGUCUUUGAUUCAUUAAGCAGGAGAGAUGAAGUCACAUAUACUUCCAUGAUUAUGGGAUAUGGUAUGAGGGGUGAUGGAGAAACUGCUCUGAAACUAUUUGAAGAGAUGCGCAGGUUAAAUAUUAAACCAGAUCAUGUGACAAUGGUUGCAGUUCUAAUAGCUUGUAGUCAUUCUGGCCUUGUAGAACAAGGGCAAUCGCUAUUUAGAAAGAUGAUAGAAGUCUAUAGAAUAAAUCCAAGGAUUGAGCAUUAUUCAUGUAUGGUUGAUCUCUUUGGAAGGGCUGGUCUUCUUGACAAAGCAAAGGAGGUUAUCACAGGGAUGCCAUGCAAACCGACUUCAGCAAUGUGGGCCACUCUAAUAGGAGCUUGUCGAAUCCAUGGAAAUACAGUGAUUGGGGAAUGGGCUGCAGGAAAGUUGUUGGACAUGAAACCUGAUCAUUCAGGUUAUUAUGUGUUGAUUGCAAAUAUGUAUGCAGCUGCUGGUUGUUGGAGCCAACUAGCAAAAGUGAGGACUUGUAUGAGGGAUUUGGGUGUGAGAAAGGCUCCUGGUUGUGCGUGGGUUGAUGUUGGCAGAGAGCUUUCUCCCUUUUUAGUUGGGGACACUUCGAACCCUCAUUCAGACGAGAUUUACCCUCUGAUGGAUGGGUUGAAUGAACUCAUGAAAGAUGCUGGUUAUGUACCUAGUGAAGGGUAUAUCUCAACUGAGGAAGAUUUUGAGGAGAUGAAUAUUGCAGGGAAUGUAUGCUGAAUACAAGUUAAACAUAUUUUUAGAUGGCUAUUCCUGUACUAAAAACACGAGGUAGAUUUUUAGUACAAGUUACAAUUACAGAGUCAAAUCCCUCAUGCACGACCAACAGAGCAGAAAUUGCUUGAUCAGUUGCUAGAUCUGGCAACAUAAUUGAAGAGUACACAGCACCGAGAUGAAGGGAAUUUUUUUACUUUAUAUUGCUCAAGAUGAAGGGAACAUUUUAUCGGACUGCAGUAAAACUUGCGAUGCUGUAUGGGACGGAAAGUUUGACGGUUAAGAAUCAACAUGAGAAUAAAGUAAGUGUAGCAAAGAUGAAGAUAUUGUGUUGGAUGUGUGGUAAGAUUAGAGAUGAUAAAAUUAGAAAUGACAAUAUUAGAGUGUUGGGGUAACACCUAUAAUAGAAAGGAUGGUGAAAAAUAGACUUAGGUAGUUUGAGCAUGUAGAGAGAAGACAUGUAGAUUCUUUAGAAAGGAGUGUAGAUCAGAUGGAGAGGGGUCAAACAGCUACAAGUAGAUGAUGACCUAGAAAAACUAUACGAGAAGUUAUUAAAAAAGAUCUCGAGAUUAACGAUUUGGAUAGAAACAUGGUUAUGGAUAAAACAUUAUGGCAGAAGUUGAUUCAUAUAGACGACCCCAUUUAGUGAGAUAAGACUUGGCUGUUGUUGUUUAUUUGCAUAUGGAAUUUCAUGAAAUUGAACCAUUUGCAUCUUCCUAUUACAUAAGGCAGAGAAUAGAGCAAUGUAAUGAUAUUAUAGGUGAUAGUCUUGGGGCGCCUACAUAGUUGGGAUCCUAUUGCUACCAUAUGAUUCUUUUGCACUCUAGUUUUAAUGUAUAAAAAAGAUGUAAAGAUACUCCAUGUUUUCUUAAAAAAUUGAGAUCACCGAGUUUAUCCCGUCUUUUUAUAGAUGAAAAGAAUGUGGUUGUUCUAUCAUGUGUAUAACUCUAGUCUAUAACUUCACAAAGCACUUAAUCUGCUAUCUGGAUGAAAGAUUGCACUUAAAAUUGUCGGUUGCUACUUGCUAUUUUAUUAAUACUUUCCUGAUUGGUAUUGAUUUGGUUGAAGUUUUGGCUUGACGGGAAGUAGGGUCAUUGACGAUUUGGUAUGCAAGUUGAGCAACAUAGAGGUAAAGUUUCCACCACAUGAAAGGCGAGUUAUGUUAUUUUGGAGUGCCCCACAUACUUUUCUUUCGCAUGGGUUAGUAGUAGACUAAGCAAUCAUGUAUGCUUACCGAGUAAUUGUCUUAAAGCACAUCGCAAGGCAUACUUUAGAUAAGAUAAAAAAAGUGAGUACAGUUUGUAAUUGACCAAGUUCUGUUUGUUGAAACUGAACUAUUUAAGUGAGAGCAACAGUUGGUUCGAUUUUUGUAGUUCAGUUUCGAUUAGUGAGCUAUGUUUAAAACACUAGUUUGGUUUGUGAACUCAGAGAACAGUUUGGUUCUCUUCAGUGUAGUAUUUGGUUUUACAGCUGGCUUCUGUUUCAGUUUUUUGUACAUUCCUAACUGCUAAGACAGUUUCUUGAAUUCCUAGACCCAAAGCAUUUUCUUAGUCUUUGCGAUUGUUGUACUCUAAUGUUUUUUUUUUUUAUGCAAAACAAGUUCGGGCCUUUAUAUUAUGAAAUAGGGUAAGAAUGCUUCUGUUGAUAAUUUUCAUUUGUCUUUCUUGAAUAAUCAGCUUUCACUCUAUCAUUUGAAAUAUAAAGUCAGCCAUAGAUACUAACCUAAACAUAAUAUUUUAAAGUCUUUCCUACCUGAUUUUUUCAACAUUCUUUUCUUCCAAAAAUAAAUUGUUCUUUUUUGUUGGAUAUAUAGGAGAGGUGACAUGUAUACGCAGUGCCUUAAAAUUUUGGAUGGAGAAUGGUGUCAAGGUCUCUUAUGGGUAUGGACAUUUAGUCCAUUGAUGAUGUUAUUGGUGCUCUCGGCCCUCUUUAACAAGUGGUAUCAAAGUUAUGAUUCGGCUUAAUGGGGAACGACAGUGGGAUCCUCGUAUGGAUCAAGUCUAGUGAUGCGGGUGACUCACUUGAAGGAGAGAUUACUGAAAUUCAAGUGUGAGUGGUUAAUCCCACAUGGACUAAAAAUGAAAAAAAAUGUUGGAUAUACAAGAGAGGAUCAGUGGUACCUGUCCUUAAUAUUGGAGAGAAGAAGGUUGUUAAUUGUACAAGGAAUUGAUUGCAUGGCUUAAAGGAUCAAAGGUUACAUUGAAGAGAGGAAGGUUGUUAACGGUUCAGUUCUUCACAAAGAUCUUGCUGAAUUGGUUUCACCAUUUUUAUUGACUGAGUUCAAAUCAUCCUCAACCAUCAUUUACUAUUUGUGCUUUAUGUUUUUAUGUUGUCCUUGUUUUCCAGAAGAUUGGAAUGAGUUAUUCAGAUUUGUAUUUUUUGUAUAGCAGGUAAUCUUAAAGUGAUUUCACAGCUAUAAGUUUGGGAAUGGGAGAAUGAAUUUGGGUUAAUAUCUACUGUAUGCUUCUUUGGGGGCUUGAAUAGAAUUAUAUUUUUUCUAUUUAAGUUUUUUAAAGUGAAAUUUAGAUACCUCUAGUGAUUUUACUGUUAUUUGGUGUAUUAUGUUGUAGGUGGAGACCAUUUGGAUAUUUUGAUAAUUUCACUUGGGAGCAACUUCUCAAUAAGGAUGGAAGAGUUCAAGAAUGCAAAGCUUUUAAUACUCGCCAUUUAAUUUGUAAUUAACAUGUCUUUAGAUAUUUUGCUUUAGCUUUAUCAUAGUACUACUCAACAUUUCAUACAUUGUAUAUUGAUGUCUUCAGAUGUUUUGAACAAAGAGAUCGACAGUCUUAUGUCAAGAGAAGGAUUCAAAUCCUCUGGGAGUGAAUCUUACAUAGCCAUUCUUAAAA